Trichosurus vulpecula (common brushtail) is the source of this 3602-nucleotide messenger RNA. RefSeq names its product histidine--tRNA ligase, mitochondrial-like. Lineage: Eukaryota; Metazoa; Chordata; Mammalia; Diprotodontia; Phalangeridae. Gene Ontology annotation, biological process: histidyl-tRNA aminoacylation. Gene Ontology annotation, cellular component: mitochondrion. The record is from RefSeq and is a predicted model, not a curated record. Gene Ontology annotation, molecular function: identical protein binding; ATP binding; histidine-tRNA ligase activity. Bases 91 to 1803 code for a protein of 570 amino acids. The transcript has 13 exons.
ACCGGAAGAGCGGAAGCCUGGAGGCUAGAGCAGCUGCGUCCUGACCUCAGGAGACGUUCUUCCCUGGCAUCCUGCCCCUUGGCGAGUUUGAUGCGUGGGAGCGUCACUUCACUUUUCCCUGGCACUCUUUGCCUCAGUUUCCCCCUCCCUACCUUGUCACCAGCCCAGGCGCUCUCUUGCCCCAGUCGUCCCUCCCCCUACCCCCUUGUACGGUCCUCUGCGGGGCCGCACGAACCCCAGGAAGAGAAGCCCCCAACCCUCGCCAUGCAGCGCCUCGGACCCUGGUCCCGGGAGGCCUGGGCCGCGCUGGCCCUCCCGUUGCUGCGACCUCCCCGCGCCCUGUGCGCCGGGGCCACGCUGCUUUUCCGCCGGGUGCAGCCUCCAGCGCGGGAGUUUGCAGAGGCCAGGCUGAAGACUCAGCUGGAAUCAGAUAAAGAGAAAUCCAAUUUUGUUAUCAAGACUCCCAAGGGUACCAGAGAUCUUAGCCCUCAACAGAUGGCUAUUCGAGAGAAAAUCCUUAAUGCUGUCAUCAGCUGCUUCAAGCGCCAUGGAGCUAGAGGGCUAGACACACCAGCAUUUGAACUAAAGGAGGUGCUAACAGAGAAGUACGGAGAGGACUCCAGACUCAUCUAUGACCUGAAGGAUCAGGGUGGGGAGCUACUGGCACUUCGAUAUGACCUCACAGUUCCUUUUGCUCGUUAUUUGGCCAUGAAUAAGAUAAAGAAGAUGAAGCGCUAUCACGUUGGGAAGGUGUGGCGACGGGAGAGUCCCUCCAUAACCCAAGGUCGUUACCGGGAGUUUUGCCAAUGUGAUUUUGACAUUGCAGGUCAUUUCGAUCCUAUGAUCCCUGAUGCAGAGUGUUUAAAGAUCAUAUAUGAAGUCCUAAAUGCGUUGCAGUUGGGGGACUUCUUAAUUAAGGUGAAUGACCGGCGAAUUCUGGAGGGGAUGUUUGCUGUCUGUGGUGUCCCUGAUAACAAAUUCCGAUUUAUCUCUGCUUCAGUGGAUAAGCUGGGCAAGAUAUCCUGGAAGGACGUGAGACAAGAGAUGGUAGGAAAGCUGGCUCUGGCCCCUGAAGUGGCAGAUUGCAUUGGGGUUUACAUUCAGCAGCACGGUGGAGUGUCCCUGGUAGAGCAGCUACUGCAGGAUCCCAAACUCUCACAGAACAAGCAGGCCCUGGAGGGAUUGAGGGACCUGAAACUGCUGUUUGAGUAUCUGACCCUGUUUGGAAUUACAGAGAAGAUCUCCUUUGACCUGAGCCUGGCCCGAGGCCUGGACUACUACACAGGCGUGAUCUAUGAAGCAGUGCUUCUUCAGACCCCAGCCCGACAGGGGGAGGAACCACUUGGUGUGGGCAGUGUGGCUGCUGGAGGGCGCUAUGAUGGGCUUGUUGGCAUGUUUGACCCCAAGGGCCGCAAGGUGCCAUGUGUGGGACUCAGCAUUGGGGUCGAAAGGAUCUUCUCCAUUGUGGAACAGAGGAUGGAGGCCACUGAGAAAAUUCAAGGGACAGAGACACAGGUCCUUGUGGCUGCAGCACAAAAGAAUUUCCUUAAAGAACGGAUGAAACUGAUUGCAGAACUCUGGGAGGCUGGGAUCAAGGCUGAGAUGCUAUAUAAGAAGAACCCAAGUUUCCUGACUCAGCUGCAUUACUGUGAGGAGAGAGGCAUUCCACUGGUGGCCAUUAUUGGGGAGCAAGAGCUAAGAGAUGGUGUUAUUAAGCUUCGUUCUGUGGUCAGCAGGGAGGAGGUGGACAUUAAACGGGAAAAUAUUGUAACUGAAAUCCAGAGGAGAAUGUCUGAAUCCUGAUCCUGCCUGUUCUUCAUCCGCUUGUUCAAUUGGUGAAGGCCCUAUCCAGUUUCACAUUUGGGUCAGGGUAGACUACACAUCCCUUCUACCUCCUUCCUGCAGCUCCCUCUUCAGUCCUUGUUUGGAGGUGGGGGAGUAUCAGUGGAACAUGGGCUCCUGAAUCCUGUUGCUUUAAAUCAGUGGUGUUUGAGAGGAAGCGGAGCAUCCACUUUUAACAGGUGGGGAUAGUGACUUCUAGAAUAAGAAUGUCACAGAGACACUAGUAUGUUUGUACUAUCACUGACUGCAAAGAAGAUGUAAGUUGAACUGUGUUCUCUGAGCAGUCAUUGAGGGAGUUAAACUCUGAAGAAAUCUUGAACUGAGGGAGUUCUUUCUGAGGUCAGAACUCAAACCUUCAGUUACGGUCUGAACCCACCAGGAAAAAAGCUUGGCUGUCCCAGAGAUAUGCUUCUAGCCUGUUACUAUCUUGCUUUGGGUGUUGGAAGGAGAUGGGCAGGAGGGAGGAGUGGAUGUCCAGAUUGAGUCCACACUCCAACGAGAUCAAAAAGGCAUGGUGUAGCUCCCUUCCUAGCUUUUCUCACUUGUGCUAGGGAUAAACUAAUGCUUAGCUUCGUCAUGGUCUCGGAUGUUGAACCGAGCAGGUCACUUAUGCUCUCCGAGCUCCAGUUCCUUAUCUGUAAAAUGAAGAGGUUGAACCAGAUGACCUCCGAGGUGCCUUCUAGGUUGUACAUACAUGAAAUAUGUCCCCAUGAACUGCAACAACAAAAAGGAAUACUUGAUAAGGGUGAGAUUGGUGCUUUCUUCCCCUCCACUGAUUCUAGGUUAUACAACUAUCAUAUUGCGAUCUUUUCCCUGGGCCAGAAUAGCUGCUGUUGUUAUCCUGUGGCUUGCCACAUGAGUAGCUAUUUGGAGAUGAUUUUUAUAAUAUACUAAAUGUAACUAAUUUAGACACUUUGUAAUUAGAAGCAUUUGAUUUACAUUCGGCAUGGGGAAUGAUUUGGGUAUAAAAAUCUGGGCUAUCUCUGACCUGGGAAUGUAGCUUUCCUUUUACAUCUUCAGACGUUGCAGUGGAGAUGUUUCUGUUCUCAGGAUCCCCAGUACUUAACUAUAGUUAUUCUGUUAUUCUCGGGAAGGUGCCAAGUUCUGAGUGGCAUCUAGUGUCUCGGCCCUUCAUUAUGCACCCAGUAGCGGGCACUGAAAUAAACUAGUCUCCUUUGUCGUUACAACACUGGAGGAAUACACCCAGGCUCCUAAUGUUCUGGUGAUACUGAAUGUUUGCAGCAUAAAUGUUCACAGCCUAUCAUCCCUUUAUGGCUCCUUUGCUCCAUUGUUGGUAAUGCCUAACUAAAACUACGCCUGCAAAGUUCUUUAUGCUCGGAAGACAAGUUUUGGCUUUUCUGGAUUUUAGGGUUCACUGCCACCCCGUAGACCCCCACUCCAGGCCCGCCUUCGGCUGCCGAAGACCAUGGGAGUUGGGGGCGGGGAGGGUUCCUGGGUUCUUCCCUCGCUGUGGCUUCAUCUUCUGGGCAGAAUCGGGUCGGCCUCGGACCCUGAAGGAACUGGCCCCUUCGUGGGACCCUCUUGCCGAACAUUUAGGGCCGGUGUCAAACGUCCGGCUCCCAUCUCCUCGCCCCGGGGACGUGUUCCUUCCCGGGCAUUCGGGUUCUGUUUACUGCUGUGUGUCAGCCACAACCCCUGGGAUCAGCGUCCACGUCUGUACAACGAGAGUUAGGCCUGAGCUUCGAUUUUGUAAGAGACAUUGCAGCGAUCAUGUCGAGAAAUAAAACGUUCUUCCCGUU